AUGAAUUCCGUCGCCGCAAAACGCCUCUUCCAAGAGUACAAAGCGCUCUCCGUCGACCCUCCGGAUGGCAUCACCGCGGGACCCGUGAACGAGGAUGACCUCUUCCUAUGGGAGGCUCUGAUCCAAGGGCCCGAAGGCACACCUUUCGAAGGCGGCGUGUUUCCCGCAGAGCUCAAAUUCCCGCGCGAUUACCCGCUUAUGCCGCCGACGAUGAAGUUCACAUGUGAUAUGUGGCAUCCGAAUGUAUACCCUAACGGCGUAGUCUGCAUAUCGAUCCUGCACCCACCCGGCGACGACCCGAACCACUACGAAUCUGCCUCGGAACGGUGGAGUCCGAUCCAGAGCGUUGAGAAGAUUUUGAUAUCUGUCAUGAGCAUGAUUGCGGAGCCGAAUGAUGAGAGCCCGGCGAAUGUGGAUGCGGCGCGCAUGUGGAGGGAGCAGAGGCCGCAGUAUGAGGCGAGAGUCAAGGCGGAUGUGAGGAGAAGCUUGGGACUGUAA
Messenger RNA from Zasmidium cellare ATCC 36951, 498 nucleotides. RefSeq lists its product as uncharacterized. The record is from RefSeq and is a predicted model, not a curated record. Gene Ontology annotation, cellular component: cytosol; endoplasmic reticulum. The coding region runs from base 1 to 498 and encodes 165 amino acids. Lineage: Eukaryota; Fungi; Ascomycota; Dothideomycetes; Mycosphaerellales; Mycosphaerellaceae. The transcript is spliced from 2 exons.